Messenger RNA from Zea mays, 1474 nucleotides. Its product is annotated as protein ALP1-like. The transcript is spliced from 2 exons. The coding region runs from base 10 to 1296 and encodes 428 amino acids. The record is from RefSeq and is a predicted model, not a curated record. Lineage: Eukaryota; Viridiplantae; Streptophyta; Magnoliopsida; Poales; Poaceae.
UCUACAACAAUGAACCCGUUCAUAGAUUCCAAUAUUUUUGUUCGCAUGGCGCAAGACAUGGAAGAUGAAGACCAUGACCUCGAGGUUGCGACGUACCAACAUCGUAGGCGUCGUGCACUUAACGAGCGUCGGUAUGCUGGUUCCAUUCCCGGGCGUGUUCGCAUCCAUCGUGACCAUAUCAGCGGUGAUGCAAGAAUCCGAGCCGACUACUUUUGCGCGCAACCGGUGUACACGGAUGCACAAUUUCGGAGGAGGUUUCGCAUGCGUCGUCAUGUGUUCGAGCGGCUCGUUCUUGCGGUGCAACAAGUGGAUCCCUACUUCGUUCAACGUCCAAACUGUGCCGGUGAGCUUGGUCUAUCUGCCCUUCAGAAAGUUGUUGCUGCCGUACGUAUACUUGCAUAUGGUGUUCCUGCGGAUGCCGUUGACGAAUACGUACGCAUUGGUGAAUCUACGGCACAUGAGGCUUUGAAACACUUUUGCACCGCCAUCCAAACCGCUUUUGGGGGGUACUAUCUCAGGAAACCAACUCCUGCUGAUAUCGCUAGGCUUCUCCAAGUUGGAGAGGCACGCGGCUUCCCCGGUAUGCUAGGUAGUGUCGAUUGCAUGCAUUGGGAGUGGCGUAACUGCCCAACUGCAUGGAAGGGGAUGUUUACUGGUCGGGGUAAACACCCUACAAUGAUCCUCGAAGCUGUUGCCUCAUAUGACCUAUGGAUUUGGCAUGCAUACUUUGGCAUGCCCGGUAGCUGUAACGACAUCAAUGUUCUUCAACGUUCUAACCUGUUUGAUUCGCAUCUUACCGGUGAUAGUCCACCAGUCACUUUCUCUGUCAAUGGACACACGUACAACAUGGGAUAUUACCUAGCAGAUGGUAUUUAUCCGGACUGGCCAGCGUUUGUGAAGACAAUCCGUCACCCGUAUGAUGUCAGGACACAACACUUUGCCACUAUUCAAGAGUCCGCUAGAAAAGACAUUGAAAGAACAUUUGGAGUACUACAGAAGCGAUGGGCCAUAGUUCGUGGUCCUGCAUAUGGUUGGUCUCCACAACACAUUGGAGAUAUAAUGAAAACUUGCAUCAUCUUGCACAACAUGAUCGUAGAAGAUGAAGGUCCUUCGUCUUUGAACACAAGCUUCGACAACAUCGGAGUUUUGGCCGACACUUCUCAUGGUUCCAUGUCCGAGCGCAAUGAGUUCAUAAACAAUAGGUACGACCAACUACAUGAUGCAGUUAAAUAUAAUCAGUUGCAGGUUGAUCUAAUCCACCACCACUGGGCGCGGCUUGGAUCGGGAGCUACUUAAGUAUGUAGUUUAUGUUAGUACCAUCAAUAAAAUGUCGUAGUGUCAUGUGUAAUGUCGUAUGUUCUGUUUGUCUGAAGCUAGUAUGCAGUAAUGUCGUUGGUUAUGUUUGUCCCAAGCUAUUUUGUGUAAUGGUGGUUUGCAAGUACUGCAAUAUGAUGAAGCUAGUCUACUAUUAUUA